AUGGCGGAAGCAAGAGCGCAGCAACUUCGCAGCCUCCAUCAACCCGGCAGGCCUGUUGUGUUUGCAAAUGUCUAUGAUGUACCAACAGCGGAAAUGGUGGCCACACACCCAGCGACGGAGGCCGUCGCUACUGCAAGCUUCGCUAUUUCUGCGGUCAACGGAUGCGACGAUGAUGAGCUUGACUUAGACACAAAUCUUGCCGCCUUACGACGCAUCAUCCCAGUCGCUUUGAAAAAUGAAAAGCCCAUCACAGUCGACCUGCAAGAUGGUUACGGUGAUCAGCUGGAAUAUGCUGUCAAAAGUAUCAUUGCACUCGGAGCGUCCGGGUGCAACAUUGAAGAUCGUGACAACAGCACAGGGCGUAUGAUCCCUCUAGAUGAAGCAGUGAACCGUAUUCGCCGAGCAAUCUAUGCUGCAAAGGAGGCAGGUGUUCCAAGCUUUGUGGUGAAUGCGCGCACGGAUGCUGUCUUCAAGGACAACGAUGUCAAUGAUGCAAUUGUGCGUGGACAAGCGUAUCUGGAUGCCGGGGCUACGACGGUUUUCGUUUGGGGUGGACUCAAGCGAGGUUUGGCCGCUCAGGAAGUUAGUCAACUGUGCCAUGCGUUCAAAGGUCGACUGAAUGUAAUCGCACGCCUCGAUUCUGACGGGUUGUCGGUUCGUGAGCUCGCUGAAAUUGGUGUGGCAAGGAUCAGUAUUGGGCCAGCUUUAUGGAGGCAUGCAAUGGACUCUUUACGACAAAAGGCUGAGUCAUAUCUGAACCAGGGAGUCGAGAUGCGGAGAUAA
Messenger RNA from Penicillium canescens, 783 nucleotides. RefSeq names its product isocitrate lyase/PEP mutase family protein. Gene Ontology annotation, molecular function: catalytic activity. The transcript has a single exon. The coding region runs from base 1 to 783 and encodes 260 amino acids. Lineage: Eukaryota; Fungi; Ascomycota; Eurotiomycetes; Eurotiales; Aspergillaceae. The record is from RefSeq and is a predicted model, not a curated record.